Lentinula edodes (shiitake mushroom) is the source of this 675-nucleotide messenger RNA. RefSeq names its product ribosomal protein L24e-domain-containing protein. The record is from RefSeq and is a predicted model, not a curated record. Gene Ontology annotation, cellular component: cytosolic large ribosomal subunit. Bases 80 to 532 code for a protein of 150 amino acids. Gene Ontology annotation, biological process: cytoplasmic translation. Gene Ontology annotation, molecular function: mRNA binding; structural constituent of ribosome. The transcript is spliced from 4 exons. NCBI's taxonomy places the organism in Eukaryota, Fungi, Basidiomycota, Agaricomycetes, Agaricales, Omphalotaceae.
ACUCUUGGGCGGGGGCUGGGAAGCUUUUCCUGUAUGAAAGUUGCACUGACUGCUUCUCCGUCUUGUAUUUCCAUUAUAGAUGAAGGUCGAGAUCGACUCCUUUUCUGGUUUCCGUAUCUACCCCUCAAAGGGUAAACUUUUCGUUCGUGGGGACAGUAAAGUCUUCCGUUUCGCCAGCUCAAAAAAUGCAUCUCUCUUCUUGCAGAGGAAGAAUCCACGUAAGAUCGCCUGGACUCAGGUGUACAGGCGCAUGCACAAGAAGGGUAUCACGGAGGAAGUUGCUAAGAAGCGUUCACGCCGGACUGUAAAGCACCAGCGAGGCAUUGUCGGUGCCGACCUUGCUACCAUUGCUGCCAGACGUAACCAGACUGCUGCUGUCCGUUCUCAGGCAAGACUAGCUGCCAUCACUAAAGCCAAAACUGAGAAAAAGGAGAAGGAGAACAAGAAAGCCAAACCUGCUUCGCGCCCAAGUGGUGCAUCUGGACCAAAGGUAUCCAAACAACAGAUGAAGGGUGGAAAGGGUGGACGAUAAAGGAUUUGGUCCUCGUUGAUUAUUCACCUUUGUAUGCUCUGACACUUAUGAUGUCCUCUCGUUUUCCGUUACACAUGCUCAACAUGCGACUAUCUCCUCUAAACCGGACAACGACGCAAGUGUCUUCUUUCUAUUUAUCAUCG